This is a messenger RNA of Fusarium poae, 444 nucleotides long. RefSeq lists its product as uncharacterized. The coding region runs from base 1 to 444 and encodes 147 amino acids. The record is from RefSeq and is a predicted model, not a curated record. NCBI's taxonomy places the organism in Eukaryota, Fungi, Ascomycota, Sordariomycetes, Hypocreales, Nectriaceae. Gene Ontology annotation, molecular function: zinc ion binding; nucleic acid binding. The transcript has 3 exons.
AUGCGAGGAUCGGUCACACCAUUGAGGCUGCAACUUACGAGAAACGCAGCAUGGUCGGCUCUGGCUCUGGCUCUGGCGGCCGUGGCGGCCGUGGCGGUGGUGGACGUGGUGGUGGCCCCCAAUGACCGCCGACGGGGUUGUUGGCACUGUGGCUCUGAAGAGCACCGCUUGAGGGACUGUCCUCACAGAGGUGAACGGCGUCACCGCAAGAAGCAAGCCCGUCGUCAGGCACCCCCUGUUCCGACGACUCCUCCUGCUCAUCGUGAGCAACAUCCUCUCCCUCCUGCCCCCCUUCAGCAGCAGCAGGAGCAAAUCGACGAGGAGGAACGAGCGGCGAUGGCACAAGUCGAGGCUGAGUUUCGACGUCGACGGGAGCUGCUGCAGCAGCAGCAGAGGACCCCCGAGGGUAACACCCCCUCUGAAGUUUUCAAGGACGGUGCUUAG